This is a messenger RNA of Nothobranchius furzeri (turquoise killifish), 2888 nucleotides long. It is a transcript of the gene gdpd1, whose product is annotated as glycerophosphodiester phosphodiesterase domain containing 1. NCBI's taxonomy places the organism in Eukaryota, Metazoa, Chordata, Actinopteri, Cyprinodontiformes, Nothobranchiidae. Gene Ontology annotation, cellular component: endoplasmic reticulum membrane. Gene Ontology annotation, biological process: glycerophospholipid catabolic process; N-acylethanolamine metabolic process. The record is from RefSeq and is a predicted model, not a curated record. Gene Ontology annotation, molecular function: phosphatidylcholine lysophospholipase A1 activity; phosphoric diester hydrolase activity.
UCCUCUUUUCGUCACAGCUGUCAGAAAUGUGCGCACGCACUUCCACAUGACAGCCGCAAAUUGGUGAUCCAGCUGGAGGACACCUCACCAGUUUUACUUUUUCUGUUGCUGGACGCCAGUGACGCCGCCAGAGUUGUAAAGACAGACGACCCUAAACUAAAUAAAAAGGGGACAGACUGAAGAUGUGCGCUGCUGUUUAUGUUCUGUCAACGGUAACAGGCUAUGUGCUCACUUCUGCCCUGCUGCUGAAAUGUCCGAACCUCCUGCACCGGAGGAAGAGGGAAACUUUCCUCAGCAGGCACAUAUCCCAUCGUGGAGGGGCAGGAGAGAAUCUGGAAAACACAAUGACAGCUUUUAAACACGCUGUUGAUCUCGGCACUGACAUGCUGGAGUUGGACUGCCACCUGACCAAAGAUGAACAGGUUGUGGUUUCACAUGAUACCAAUUUGCAGCGGGUCUGUGGUGUCGAAGCUGACAUCAGCAGCAUGACCUACGCCGAACUCCCUCCAUAUCUCUGCAAACUCGGGGUCACUUUUCAGAAGGAGUGUUUCUGCGAAGGAGGAGAGGACAAGCGCAUCCCGCUCCUCAGGGACGUUUUUGACGCUUUCCCUAAUACCCCCAUCAACAUCGACAUCAAGGUCAACAACAACACGCUGAUUAAGAAGGUUUCUGAGCUGGUUGUAAAAUACGACAGAGAAAAUCUGACUGUGUGGGGCAACUCCAGCAACCAGAUAGUCAAAAAGUGUUACAAAGAGAACCCACAGAUUCCAGUUUUGUUCAGCCUUCCCAGAGUAUUGCAGCUCUUAGGUCUUUUCUACACAGGCCUCCUGCCCUUUGUUCCUCUGAAGGAGCAGUUUCUGGAGAUCCCAAUGCCCUCUAUUAUAACCAAGCUACAGGAUCCGAGCAGAUUAACAAGGAGUCAGAGAUUUGUUGCCUGGCUCGCCGACACUUUGCUGAUGAGGAAAUCUCUUUUUCAACAUUUAACUGCCAGAGGAAUACAGGUGUACAUUUGGGUGCUGAACGAUGAGGAGGACUUCCAAAGGGCGUUCGAGUUGGGAGCCACUGGAGUGAUGACAGAUUUUCCCACCAUGCUUAAAGAGUUCAUGGAUAGGAAUGGCAUUUCCAAAGCCCAGUGACCCACAGUAUUCUCCCUCACCUCGUCUCUGGUCAUCCUUCAACCUGACUGACCCGCCAAACCAGCGCCUCACAUUCACCCACUUUCACUGCAUGCAUUCCAGCAGGCUUCCUCUCCCAGAUUGUGUGGAACCAGUAUGAAGCACCAGUUAGUCUACUGGUGACUAAAGUCACUUCUAGAGACCUGUUUCUAGAAAACCUCCAAACCUAUAAAAGCUACUUUAAAAUGAUUACAUAUAAACAGCCAUGCUACUGGGACCCAUAAACACUUGAUCCAGUUAGACAAAACCAAAUUUACUUCAAUUUAAAAUGGUUUGUGAUACAUUGGGACUCUAAAUUCUGCUUAGCUUUUAUGUUUAGCAAUAAUUUAAUGAAUUAUGUUUUCAUUUUGUGAUGAGCACAUCUAAAAUGUUUAUCAUACACUAAAAGAAACACACAAAGUGUGUAUGCCUUUUGAGUGGAAGGUGUUUACAUAUUUAUUAUACCUCUGUGAUUAUUUUUGAUAGAAAUCAUAACAGGAAGUGAAAUCUGAUGGAGACACCUGUUCACUAAAUACAUGUUUAUUGUUUUAGAUGAAGAUGCUCUUACUGUAGCUUCAUUAAAGUCAGUUUAGGUGAAAAUAUGAGCAGAUCCUUUUACUUAAUGAUAAUACCAAUGUGCCCUUCUCCAUCACAGUUCUGAGUAUCAGUCCCUCUGAGCUGCACAUUUUGUCCCGACUAAACUCCCCCCCCCCCCCCCCCCCAAAAAAAAAAAACAAUGUUAAGACGUCUGUCGGAUUUAAAAGCACACUAUCUUUAAAGUGAGUUUAGGAAACAGGACAACUAAAGUAUUGUGUUUGUAAGUCUUAUCAGUGUUGAAUAUCAUUGUAGGUAGAAACACUUUGAUAGUUUUAUCUUUGUACACAUGUUUUAUGAUGUAGCUAUAAUGUUUUACCAGCAACUUUUGAGUUUUUAUAAUCAGACAGUCACUUGGCUCCUGCUGGGAGAUUUCUUUUUCUUAUAAAUUGAGGUUUUCUACAGGCAGAAGGGUGGCCCUGUCUCAUAUCUAAAGAAAAAGAAAAACUCAUUGUACUUUACUGUUCUGUGUGUGUUUUAUGGGUACAAGAUAAUAUUUAGGCAUUUUCUCCCUGAGUUAAAUGAAUCGUUUUCAUUUAGAUGAUUUAAGGGAGGCGUUUUGCACAAAUCUGAGUCUUAUUUUUCUCACAAGUCGCUGCUGUAAACUUAUUUAAGAAAUUAAAUAUUUUUAUUAAGUGGAUUUAUUUUUGACCGCCCAUUAGAGGCAGUAAUUAAUGUUGGUUGUUUGAAGCAUUUAUUAAAAUUGCUAGACGAUAUUCCUGCCUCUCCACAGCGAGGUCUGUGGAGAGGCAGACUGCUGUAAGUCGGUUAUUACACGAUUUAUUAAUCCAGACUCAUGACCACACAAUGAGUGCAAUGAAUGUAGUAUUGUUUGAAUGUAUUUCAAAUCAGUCUCAGUAUUGUGUUCCAUGUGCUUCCUGUUCUAGGGUAUUUUGUGUUACUAUUGUCAGUUAUUUCUAUAGCUGUCGAUCCAUAAAACAUGACUCACAGUUUUAAAAUUAUUAUUCUAAGAUAACUUGUGUUGUUCUGGGUGUACUUUUUUGCUGCGUGCUCUGAUUUCCUGGUUUUGCUGACAAUCACUUUGUGGGGCCUGACUGCUUGUUUGUUGUUGUUUGAUGCUUCCAACCACUGUUGCCAUUUGAUUGCACAGAAACAAUAAAUACUCUACAUUUUCAUGAA